This is a messenger RNA of Erythranthe guttata (spotted monkey flower), 713 nucleotides long. RefSeq lists its product as uncharacterized. The record is from RefSeq and is a predicted model, not a curated record. Lineage: Eukaryota; Viridiplantae; Streptophyta; Magnoliopsida; Lamiales; Phrymaceae.
AAAAAUUAAUAAUAAAAAUAUCCUUCCACACCAAUAUUUAAUCAAGUAAAAUGGGUAUUUAUGUAAAAUAUCACCCUAUAGAUAGAUACAAAAUCUGUGAGUAUUAUUACCAAUAAAUAGCACCUCAUCAAUUCAUGAAGAUUUCAUGUCCCCAUUUUCCCAAUCAAACCUAUAUAAACACAACCCCAUAAUUUGGCUUUCUUUAUUUCAUAGUUAGAACAAACUUCCACAAGUAGUUGUUUGUUAGGUGUGGUUUUCUCUCUCUAACUUUCUCUCUCUAACUAUGCCUAAUAUGGAGCAAAGGAAAAUCAACAACAACAACAAAGAUGAAGAAGAAGAUAUGUAUAAAGGAGUGGGAAUUCACAGCCAAGUUCGAAAAAUAAAGCAAGAGAUCGAGAGGAUCAACCACCUCUCCCUGCAGCUGCCGGAGCCCCGCCCAGUCGUGGCGGAGAUUAAUAACCGCCACCACCACCGCCGGUCCCGAUCGCCGCUAGGCUUGGCCGAAAGGCCGAUUUCCCUCGGCUACUAGUAUCAUGUAUAUGUAUAUGUAUGUGUAUGGUAGUCAUAUAUAUAUAAUAUAUGGUGAUGAUAUGAUUAGAUGAUCAAUGUUAUAUGAGCUAGUUUUCUUGUUUUAGGUUUUUACCUUUUUGUCCUCAGUUUGUACAUAUUUCAUGAUGCUGAAUAGGAUAUAAAGGUUUUGAAUCGGUUGCGAA